GGGCUCCGAGCGGCUGGGGCGGGAGCAGAGGCCGAGCGGCGGUCGGAGGCGCGGGCGAGGCGCAGGCUGGAUGAUCUGCCUGUGUCUGACCCGAGCUGACCUAAGGCCACUCCCUGGUGAUCAUGUGGCAGCUGCCUCUUGCCAUCACCACGGUUGCUGUGGUUCUUCUCGCCUCAUUACUACUGGUCUCAGGUGGCUUACCUGUACGUGCCAUCUUCACAGUCUCGGACGUGGCCCUAACUCACCUGGCUGUACACCAUGACACGGGUGAGGUCUACCUUGGCGCCAUCAACCGCAUCUACAAGCUCUCAGCCAACCUGACUCAGCUGCGGGCUCACACCACAGGCCCGGUGCCUGAUGACCCCCGUUGCUACCCUCCACCAGGGGUGCGGCUCUGUGCCCACCAGCUGGCUCCUGCUGAUAAUGUCAAUAAGUUGCUGCUGAUUGACUAUGCUGGCAGCCGGAUGGUUGCGUGUGGCAGCGUCUGGCAGGGAGUAUGCCAGCUCUUGCGCCUCGAUGAUUUGACCAAGCUGGGUGAACCACACCAGCGCAAGGAGCACUAUCUUUCUGGUGGGCGUGAGCCAGAUGCCAUGGUGGGCGUGAUCGUGGAGAAACUGGGGCAGCCCAGUCGGUUCUUUGUGGGCACGUCUGUUGGAGGUCGCUCAGAAUACUUCCCCACCCUCUCCAGCCGGCGCCUGAGCCCGGAUGCCGCCAGUCCUGAGAUGUUCAGUCUUGUGUAUCAGGAUGAGUUUGUUUCCUCCCAAAUCAAGGUGCCUUCAGACACCCUCUCGCUCUACCCGGCCUUCGAUAUCUACUAUGUGUCUGCGUUUGUGUCUGGAGGCUUUGUUUAUUUCCUGACCUUGCAGCUGGAUACAGCCCAGACCCCUCUAGAGCCAGCGGGGGGUCCAGUGGGCCCAGGCGUGGCUGGUGGAGAGCGGUUCUUCUCAUCCAAGAUUGUGCGUCUUUGUGCCAAUGACACAGAAUUCUACUCUUACGUGGAGUUCCCCCUGGGCUGCUCCAAAGACGGUGUGGAAUAUCGCCUAGUGCAGGCUGCACAGCUGGCUAAGGCGGGCCACCAGUUGGCCCAGUCGUUGGGCAUAGCUGAGGGGCAGGAUGUACUGUAUGCUGCCUUUUCACAAGGCCAGAAGAACCGGGCAGCACCACCCCGGGAGAGCCUUCUCUGCCUCUUCACUCUGGAUGAGGUCAAUCAGCGCAUCCGUGAGCGCAUACAGUCAUGCUACCGUGGAGAAGGACGCCUCUCUCUUCCGUGGCUUCUUAACAAAGAGCUGCCCUGCAUCAACACGCCCAUGCAGAUCAAUGGGAAUUUCUGUGGGCUGGUGCUAAACCAGCCAUUAGGGGGGCUGCAGGUCAUCGAAGGGCGCCCCCUGCUGGAGGAGAAGACUGAGGGCAUGGCCAGUGUCGCUGCCUACACCUACCGCGGCCACUCUGUCGUUUUCGUAGGAACGCGUGCUGGCAAUCUUAAGAAGGUGCGUGUGGACAACCCAAACGAAGCUCUUCUGUACGAGUCUGUGCCAGUGAUGCCUGGAGAGCCCGUACUGCGUGACAUGGCCCUGAGUCCUGACCAGCGACACCUCUAUUUACUCGGCCAGAGACAGGUCGUGCGGCUUCCAGUGGAGAACUGUGAGCAAUACUCGUCUUGCGCUGAGUGCUUAGGCUCCAAAGACCCACACUGUGGCUGGUGUGUCUUGCACAACAGGUGCUGCAGGGAAAGCGAGUGCCCUCGUGCUGCUGAGCCUCACCGCUUUACAGCAGGGCUAAGUCGGUGUGUGCAGCUGAUUGUAGAGCCUAAUAACAUCUCUGUCACAGACCCCAGCAUUGUGCUGCAGCUGACCCUCCACAAUGCCCCAGAUCUGACUGCCGGUGUGAUCUGCUCCUUUGACAGCCUCGGAGAGAGUGAGGGACAGCUGCAGAGAGAUGGAGGAAUUCGCUGCCUUUCUCCUACCUUGCGAGAUGAGCCGCCUGGGGAGCACGGUGAUGUCCGUACUGUUCAACUCCGACUUCUCUCCAUGGAGACUGGUGUAGAAUUUGCUAGCACAAAUUUUGUCUUCUACGACUGCAGCCUUCUGCGCACGUGUUUGUCAUGUGUCAGCAGCCGCUACCCUUGCCACUGGUGUAAAUACAGGCACGCUUGCACCCACAAUGUUGCCAAGUGCUUCUUUGUGGAGGGACGGGUCAACACCACGGAGGGCUGCCCAGAGCUGCUCCUUGGUGGGGAGAUUUUGAUACCAGUGGGGGUCUUGCAACCUAUUACUUUGCGUGCCAAGAAUCUUCCACAGCCUCAGUCAGGCCAGAAGAACUAUGAGUGUGUUUUGGGCAUUCAGGGUCGGCAGCAGCGUGUCCCGGCUGUGCGCUUCAACUCGAGCAGUGUGCAGUGCCAGAAUACAUCGUAUUGGUACGAGGGAGAGGAACAGGGAGAGGUGCUGCUGAACUUCGAUGUCAUUUGGGAUGGAGACUUUGCCAUUGACAAGCCACCAGGGUUCAAAGCUCUGUUGUACAAGUGUUCGGCCCAGCGCUCUAGCUGUGGGCUGUGCCUCAAGUCAGACCCCCGUUAUGAGUGUGGUUGGUGUGUCCCUGAGCGUCGCUGCCUCCUACGCCCUCAUUGCCUUGCUCCCCGGCAGAAUUGGGUACCACCUGGUCGAAGGGGGGCCCGCUGUGCCCACCCCCGCAUCACCCAGGUGUCACCACUUACAGGCCCCAAGGAAGGAGGUACACGGGUGACAAUUUGGGGCGAGAACCUGGGGCUUCAUUUCCAUGAGGUGGGGGUGCGUGUGGCCGGCGUGCGCUGUAGUUCCCUUCCUGCGGAAUAUGUCAGUGCCGAGAGGCUGGUGUGUGAACUGGAGCCGUCACAGUUGCCUGAUCCUCCCCCUGGCCCCGUGGAACUCUGCAUAGGGGACUGCAGUGCUGACUACCGGACCCAGUCGGAGACGCCCUUCGUUUUUGUGAACCCCAGUUUUCAUGGGGUGGAUCCAGAACAAGGCCCUGCCUCUGGUGGGACAAGAAUCAGCCUCCUGGGGACCCACCUGGAUGCCGGGAGCGAUGCCAGUGUCACGAUCCGUGGAGCCCCGUGUCGGCUGGUCAGGCGUAGCUCAGGGGAGAUUGUCUGUCUGACUCCUCUCUCCAUGCUGGGCCCAGGCCCUGCCAAUCUUAGCCUUCGCAUCGACCGCGCCAACAUCAGCAGCAACAGCACCGUCUUCUUCCGCUACAGUCCCGACCCAGUCAUCACAGCGAUAGAGCCUGCCUGGAGCAUUGCCAACGGUAGUACCAGUCUCACAGUGAGUGGAACUCACCUACAGACCAUUCAGGAGCCACGAGUUCGAGCUUCCUUUGGGGGAAUUGAAACCAUCAAUAGUUGCCAUGUGUUGAAUGACUCCGUGAUGCUGUGCAAGGCACCAGGCAUUGUACUUGGGGAGCAGGCACUGCCUCUUGGGGGUGCUAACCCUGAUGAGUUUGGCUUCCUCUUGGAUGACGUGGCUGCCCUGCGUACCCUGAACCGCUCAGCUUUCACCUACUACCCAGAUCCCAGCUUCGAGCCGUUUGGUCCCAGUGGCAUCCUGGAGAUUAAACCUGGGUCCCACGUAGUCCUCAAGGGCAGGAACCUGAUCCCAGCAGUGUCGGGCAGCUCACGGCUCAACUACACAGUUCUGAUUGGUGGGGCGCCCUGCAUCCUGACUGUCUCAGAGACUCAACUGUUGUGCGACUCACCAGGCCAGACGGGGGAGCAGCCAGUCACGAUCUUGGUGGGGGGCCUGUCCUUCUCCCCCGGGACCUUACAUAUCUACCCUGAGGCAGCUCUGCCUUUGCCAGCUCUCGUGGGGUUGGGUGCAGGAGGCAGCUUGCUUUUGGGAGCCAUUAUUGGGGUGCUGGUGGCCUAUAAGCGGAAGACGCGGGAUGCUGACCGCACCCUGAAAAGGCUGCAGCUGCAGAUGGACAACCUGGAGUCUCGCGUGGCCCUGGAGUGCAAGGAAGCUUUUGCUGAGCUGCAGACUGACAUAAACGAGCUGACGAACAACAUGGACGGAGUGAAGAUCCCCUUCCUGGACUACCGGACAUACGCGAGGCGCGUACUCUUCCCAGGGGUUGACGAACACCCAGCACUGCAAGAGAGCAGCACACCACCGAGCACAGAGAAAGGGCUGCGGCUCUUUGGCCAGCUGCUUCACACACGGCCCUUCCUGUUGACCUUCAUCCACACGCUGGAGGGCCAGCGGGGCUUCUCCAUGCGGGACCGAGGCGCCGUAGCCUCCCUGACGAUGGUAGCCCUUCAAGGCAGGCUGGACUACGCCACAGGGGUGCUCAAGCAGCUGCUGGCAGACCUCAUUGAGAAGAACCUGCAGAACCGGGCCCACCCAAAGCUCUUGCUCCGCCGGACGGAGUCAGUGGCCGAAAAGAUGUUGACCAAUUGGUUUACUUUUCUCUUGCACAGGUUCCUCAAGGAGUGUGCCGGAGAGCCUUUGUUCAUGCUUUUCUGUGCCAUUAAGCAGCAGAUGGAGAAGGGACCAAUAGAUUCCAUCACGGGCGAGGCACGCUACUCUCUGAGCGAAGACAAGCUCAUUCGCCAACAGAUUGAUUACAAGACCUUGACGCUCCUGUGUACCCCCCCGGAACCACCCGGUGGCCCUGCAGUGCCUGUCAAAGUACUAAACUGCGAUUCAGUGACGCAAGUGAAAGAGAAGCUACUGGAUGCCGUGUACCGAGGGGUGCCUUUUUCACAGCGGCCUCGUGCCGAGGACAUGGAGCUUGAGUGGUGUCAAGGCAGUGGAGGCCGAAUGGUUCUGAAAGAUGAAGAUGCCACCAGCAAGAUUGAGGGGGACUGGAAAAGGUUCAACACUCUCAGCCAUUAUCAGGUAACAGAUGGCUCUGCAGUGGCCCUGGUUCCCAAGCAGGCGUCGGGCUACAACAUUGCCAGCUCCUUCACUUUCACCCAUUCGCUGAGCCGCUACGAUAGUUUGCUGCGUACAUCCAGUAGCCCAGAGAGUUUGCGCUCACGAGCCCCCAUCCUCACGCCAGACCAAGAUUCAGGCAUCCGCUUAUGGCAUCUGGUCAAGAACCACGAGCAUCUCGGAGACCCCAAGGAAGGGGAACGGGGGAGCAAGAUGGUGUCUGAGAUUUACCUCACCCGCCUCCUUGCCACCAAGGGCACUUUGCAAAAGUUUGUGGAUGACCUAUUUGAGACUGUAUUCAGCACAGCGCACCGGGCCAGUGCUCUUCCUCUGCCCAUCAAAUACAUGUUUGACUUCCUGGAUGAGCAAGCAGAGCGGAGGCAGAUUGGUGACCCAGAUGUUCGACACACCUGGAAAAGCAAUUGCCUGCCCUUGCGGUUUUGGGUGAAUGUUAUUAAGAACCCGCAGUUCGUCUUUGAUAUCCACAAGAGCAGCAUCACAGACGCCUGCCUCUCUGUGGUGGCCCAGACCUUCAUGGACUCUUGCUCUACCUCCGAGCACCGCCUUGGCAAGGACUCCCCCUCAACCAAGCUACUGUAUGCCAAGGACAUUCCUGUGUACAAAGGCUGGGUAGAGAGGUACUACAGGGACAUUGCCAAGAUGGCCUCCAUCAGUGACCAGGACAUGGAUGCCUACCUAGUGGAACAGUCCCGGCAGCAUGUGGGAGAAUUUAACACCCUCGGUGCACUAGGGGAGCUCUACAGCUAUGUGGGCAGGUACCGGGACGAGAUCCUGACAGCGCUGGAACGUGAUGCCGCCUGCCGGAAACAUAAAUUGAGGCAGAAGCUUGAACAAGUCAUCACUCUUGUUUCUGGGAAUAGCUGAGUGCCGGGAAAGGGGAGCAAAGGACAGGGCGGGGCACAGACAGACGGGCCUGCACCUGAAAGGACUCUACCUCCAGCCCUGCCUUGUGGCCCUGGCCAGAAUGAUAGGCUUGACCGUUUGAACUGCUGUGUGGAGAGGCAUAACCUUUGCCCUCAGAGGGUGAAAUCCUGGGGUGGAAGAAAGAGGUUGUGAUCCCCCACUCUUGGUCAGCCCAGAAGCAAUAACCUUUCCUCUGAACUAGGAGGGACAGCUCAGAGUGAGCUGUGGGGCUGGGGGUGCAGCCGGGUACCUGCCCCUCCCCGUAAAACUGGCAGCUAAAUUGAGAUCCUUCAUCCCCAAAUGUUUGUGGGCCCUGCCCCCUUGUCCCAUCAUAUGGACGAUUCCCUAAUCCCCUACUCCUCUGUUGGUAGCUAGUGGAAUUUGCCCUUGUUCUGUUUCGGUGACCAUGGCGAUUGGAUUUUUUACCCUUCCCACACACCCACCCCACCUGUUGUGCCCUCCCUGGGUGCAGUGCCUUACUCAUUAAUUUAUUAUUGCAUCUCGUUAAGAUUAUUGGCUGUAAAUGAUCCAUUCCCUUGAUGUAGAGAUUUCAGUGUAAAAAGUCCUCCAUUUCCCCCUCCAUCCUUUGAGUCUGUGUAAAUAUUUGCGCUGUGGUCUGGAGGGAUUCGGUCCUCCACUCCUCCCAAAAGAAUCCCGUUUCAGCUAAGGAAUUUGGGGUGGGGGACGUCUCUGCAGCUGCAUGGGCUUUUUAUUGGUUCAUUUUAUAAUUAAUUUUCUUUUGCUAAAUAAAAGCCUGGAAAAGUGUUCUUCUUGAGGUCCU
Molecule: messenger RNA, 6606 nt
Organism: Eublepharis macularius
Lineage: Eukaryota; Metazoa; Chordata; Lepidosauria; Squamata; Eublepharidae
Gene: PLXNA3
Product: plexin A3
Exons: 32
Coding region: 123-5786 (1887 amino acids)
Biological process (GO): regulation of cell shape; regulation of GTPase activity; positive regulation of axonogenesis
Cellular component (GO): semaphorin receptor complex
Molecular function (GO): semaphorin receptor activity; protein binding
Source: RefSeq, a predicted model, not a curated record